GCGCGGGUGGUGCGCGGCAGGGUCGCCGGUGUGUCGCUAGAUUGCUCAGAGAAUUCGGCUUAAAAAGAGCAACUAUGGGCAUUAAAGGUUUGCAGUGGUUUGUGGCAAACGCUUGCCCUGAUGCAUGUACAAUGGUAAAUCUGAAGGAAAUGGCAGAAAAACAUCACAUCAGUCAUCCUGACUCCCCUCCUGUAAUUGUGGUAGAUGCCAUGGGUUGUAUUCGACACUGGUACACACCAGAAUCCUGGGUCUGUGGUGGCCAGUGGCAAGAGUACCUUGCUAAUUUGCAGGAUUUUAUUAAAGCUUUUAUGGCAGUUGAUAUCAAGCUGGUGUUCUGCUUUGAUGGUGUUGUAGAGCAGAAAAAGAGAGAUGAAUGGGUCAAACGAAGAUUGAAGAACAACAAAGAAAUAGCCAGAAUCUUUCAGUUCCUCAAGUCCUAUAGACAACAACCAGGGAGAGGGAUGUUCUUUAUUCCUUCAGGGUUGGCAACUUUUACACGCUUUGCCUUAAAGUCUCUUGGUCAAGAAACAAUAUGUUCAUUGCAAGAGGCAGACUAUGAGGUGGCCUCUUAUGGGCUGCAAAAUAAUUGCAUGGGAAUUCUUGGACAAGAUACCGACUACCUCAUCUAUAACACCUCUCCCUAUUUUUCUAUUAAUAAACUCUGCUUGGACAGGAUGGUCACUGUUAUGUACUCUAGAGAGAACCUCUGUCAUGCACUGGGCCUCAACAUAACAGACCUCCCUCUUUUUGCUUGCCUGCUUGGGAAUGAUAUAGUUCCAGAAGACAUUUUGGAGGGUUUCUGGUGGAAAUGUCUAGCUUCAUGUCCUCCAAAGAGCCAGAGCUAUGACAAAAGGGCUAACAUAAUUCUAGCUGUAGCAAGCUACAUAUCAAGAGUUCCAUGCUCAUAUGGUAGCCUGAAAGACUUGGAAGAAAUGCUACCUUUGGCAUCAGACAAGAAAUUACUUUACAGGGGAGUGGAGUCCUAUCUCUUGCCUGGCCAACAGUCUCCAUGGCUUCCUCCCAGUGUAUCAAAUUCUCAAAUUCUCAAGCAAGAAACAGCCAUAUGUCCAGAUCAGGAGAUCUUUCAGCUAGCUAAAGAACAACACGUCAGAGCUGAAAAUUAUAUGGUGUACAAUGUCCUCAGUAAAGGAGAGGUUGAAUGCAGCAAUACAUUGGAAGAUGAACUUGAUACAGAACUUCCUGGACAGGCACUUAUCUACCGUCCAGUUCGACAACAUAUUUAUUCUGUUCUGCUGGAAUCCGGAAAAGACACCUGUGGAGCCUAUCCUAUAGUAAAGGAGUGGUUUGUGUACUUUGGGAAUCCAAUGGAGCAACCAGACCUUGUACAACCUAUACAGCUUGACAUCCCAGGUGGAACACCUAGUUUGAGAACAUUGUGGCUCACUAAAGGACCAGAGGUGCAAACACUACGGUAUAGCAUGUUUCUGGCAUGCUUUCACCUUCAGGACAUGGUGGAGGAAUUCCAGUUGCUGGACGCACCUGUUGCGGCUGUCUGCUGUCUGCUGAUUUACCUUACCCUGCAGGUGGACAGUUUCUCUCUGGAGGACUUGAAUGCAUUUGUGGCUCACACUCUGUGCCUUCAGGGGAAGUCAGCUGCUCAGCUAGCAGGUUUGCAGCUUGUCCAGGUUGAUUCCAGAGCUGUACAGCUUGGUUCUCUCUUCAUUCGUGGGCUUACAACUUUGAUUAUGGCCAAUAGUGCCUGUGGCUUUCCAAUGAAUAUGGAUGAUUUGAUGCCCUGGAAGGUGUUUGAUGGAAAACUUUUUCAAGAGAAAUAUCAGCAGUCACACAGAGGGUGUUCUUUGGAGGAGCUCUUGGAGGGCAAUGGAUCUUUGCACACGCAGUUCCAGAAUCUGAAGUCAUUCAUUUGCAAGGCUUGUGUGGUAAAGAAAAGAACAAUUCAGAGCAGACGGCGAGGGAAUGGAUUUAUCACAGAAAUGCAAGAAGGAGGAAGGGAAUGUAGCUUCCAGCAAGCACACACAACUUCUUUUGUUCCAACGUAUCAUAGUCAGAACAGAGGAUUCCAGUGGAGAGGCCCUCAACCUUACUUUUAUGGGUCUGAGGCCCAACCUUCAGGUAGAGGACAUCGAGGCCAGAGGAGACAUCGAGGCCAGAGGAGAAGGUUCCAGCUUGCUCCCCGGUAA
This is a messenger RNA of Emys orbicularis (European pond turtle), 2162 nucleotides long. It is a transcript of the gene FAM120B, whose product is annotated as family with sequence similarity 120 member B. Gene Ontology annotation, biological process: fat cell differentiation; peroxisome proliferator activated receptor signaling pathway. The transcript has 10 exons. Bases 75 to 2162 code for a protein of 695 amino acids. The record is from RefSeq and is a predicted model, not a curated record. NCBI's taxonomy places the organism in Eukaryota, Metazoa, Chordata, Testudines, Emydidae. Gene Ontology annotation, cellular component: nucleus.